AGGUCUUAGAGUUCUUUGGAUUUAUGGAAUGAGGUCAAUGAACUGUUUGGGUCAAGAGUUUUUUUACCAGGAAAAUGACAAAGAAGAACACAAAGAAGAUGUAGAAGUCACUAUAUUAUUUCGUUCGUUAACCAGGUUGGAACUAGGUGAUAUGGAUAAUUUAGAAGAAUGGGUUGCUCCGCCACCACCUUAUAUUUCCUUCCCUGUCCUUGAGACUCUAUGUAUCAUUGGCUGCUGUGAAUUGACAUCUAUACCAGAUUUUCAAUCAUGUACUUCUCUCCAAGAAUUAACCAUCGAAGAUUGCGACAAAUUGAACAAGGAGUUUCCAUCUGAACCAAUUACUACAAACAGUUUUCUAAAGAAUUUAAGGAUGAAUAUACUAUGUAUGAAAAAGAAAUGUUGAAUGAAAUUGCUCAAAGGCUUCCAGUUGAAGACGUGCCAUUGACAAUAGAUUGGAAAGAAAAGUUCGAGAAUUUGGAAGUAAAGAAUGAAAAUCUGAGGCUGACAAUUGCAGAAAAAUGGGAUGAGUUACAGAGCAGGAAAGAGGACGGCCUCCCCAUUGAUGUGAGUAUCCUAGAAGAGCUUUUGAAUGAUAUAUAUCACAGAGCUUACCCACCUCCACAACCAAACUCGGGAGAAGAAGAAUCUAGCAGUAGCUCUGAAGAAGAAUCUAGCAGUAGCUCUGAAGAAGGGCAUGAUGAUUUGGAUGACACCGUUCCAUCAACAACUACUCCAAUAAUGCAUGUUAUGGGGGGCUCUGAAGAAAAUCCCAUACAGUUCGAUAUUGAAGUUUCACAGUUUAAAAUUUGGGCUAGAUCUGAUUUGGAGCGAAAGGUGAAAGAGCUGCAAGAGGAAAAGAGCAUGCCAGAACCAUUACAGACAGAAAAGGCUAAACUCCAACAAACAGCAGCGACACAAGUUCUGGGUAAUAUUGAAGCGGAAAUUGGUUCUCUUAGAGAUAGACAGGGUGCAUCGCUUGAAGAAAUGUUGUCGAAUAUGCAGUUUAUGCCUUUGGUUUGUGAGCUUCCGAGUCUCAAAGAACUGCAUACCGUGCCGAUGGAGAAACUGAUUGACCUGGCCAUCCAUGGGAAGGGUAUUUAUACCGAUGAGUACUCAAAAUAUCUACAAGAUGAAAUUAUGGGAGAUCCUUAUCCAUCCUUAGGAACUCUUAGUCUGGAGUACCCGUCGACUGGUAGUUUACCAAGCUUGGAAAAAAUGCAAUCUUCUCAAAUCUUCGACAAGUUUUAUGCUAAAGAUCUGGAUCUUCCAUCACAAGUUUCAAGACCAACUUUUGACUUGGGUUUAGGACCAAGUGAUCAAAAUGGAGAAGUGGUGCAGCAGCCUGCAAUUAAUCUAGGUGCACCUGAUCCACCUCAAAUCCAUCUUGCAGCUGCGCCUGCGCAUAAUGAAGCUCUAGUUGCUAGAGGAGCAUCAGAUCAAGCUCAAAAGGAUCCCUCGGAUGAGCAAGCUCAAAUCGAUACUGCACCUACACUUAAUGAAGCCUCUGCAAUUGUUUUAGCUGCAGCUGAACAAGCUCGUUUGAAAGCUGAUCUUCAGCAACCUGAACAAGAAGGAACAAGGAAACAUUGGGAUCCCAUUCCAUUCAAUGAAGUAGAAAGAAAGAAGAAAAUGAAGAAUGACAGAAAGCAACAACCUACUAAACAAUUACAGAGUCUUAAGUAGCCAGUUUUACAUGCUGAAAAGGCAGAGGAAGCUCGACUGAAGAAGAAUAUGAGCGCCGAAAAAGCUAAUGCAUAUGCUGAGACUCUCCAACUUCUUUCUGAGCUAUAGAAGGAUAACGAACCUGGAGUUAGUUAAACAUCAGAGAAAGAUGACGUAACACUUGCCAAGAGACUCGAAGAUAGGCUGGCUACAAAGAGUAAUGAAGUCAAACCAAUAGCGAAGUCGACUACGUCAGUCAUGGACAAGGAGAAGAAAAAGCCGACUAUCUCAGCCAAGGAGAAGAAACUUACUCCAAAAAUCACAUACAACCCUCAGAAGCCAGUAACUCGGAGCCACCCGCAAAAAAGAGUUGAUCCUGAGUUUGCUAGUGGCAAAGGAUUGUCGGGACCUAAAAGGCGAAAAACAAAGUCCAGAACUGAAAACCCAGUUGAAAAAGAUUGCCUAACAGAGAAAGUUCAGAAAAAGGAUGGCGAGAAUGUGAGAAAGAGAAAAGCUAAAGGUGAUCCAAAUCUGCAAGAACUUCCUAAAAAAGUGAAGAAUGCAUGCAAGUUGUUGAGCCUAAGGAAAUCUCCGUUCUAUAAGGAUUUGAGUUCACAACAAAGAACGAUUCUCUCUCCUUUUUUUGACAAAGCUACCUCAAUCAACAAUGCUUGGAAAGCUCCUGCUGUGAUUGGUCAUCACAUAUUAUCUGCAGAGACAUUUGAAGAUCUGCUACAUAACAGGGCUUUAGAGGGAGAUCUUAUAAAUUACUGGCAAUACCAACAGAAAAAAACAUAUCAUAAUGAGCAACCGGUGAAUGGACAGAGAAAGUACAUUCCAGUACUCCACAUUGAUCCAACAAGCUGGUUUUAUUUAAGUGACCCAGUACAUCAAGUAGCAGCAAACACUGCUGUCUUCUUACCCAUCAGGAAUAUGGAGGAAGGAACCAGGAAGAUUAUUAUUCCAAUGUCACACCAAAACGUGCAUUGGACGCUUCUUGUGUAUGAAUGCGAGAAAGGCGAAUUCUUCCACUACAACACUUGGGAAGCUGUAUCCAAAAACGAGUGUCUCGAUAAUGAUAAUCUUAUGGCAGAAUACUGCUUGUUAGCAAUUAAUGAACGCUUGUCGAGCAUGCGCCUUCCACUUGUACACAAAGUAAAGAUGAUUAGUUACCCAACACCUCAACAGGUAGACUAUCCAGAUUGUGCAAUAUAUAUCAUGCACAUCAUGAAGAAAGUUGCAAAGGAGGAAGUAAUUGAUGGAGUGCGAAUGAGCUUGGGAGACCCAUAAGAACUAAAAGACAAAAUUCAUAAGAAGAGGAUCUAUUUAGCAUGCGACAUACUCUCAGCAACAUCUCCUCCUGAGGAGAGCUGGAAUAUUCAUACUCCAAAAGGUUUUUAAGACAGUGCUUAUAUGAAUUAGGACUGCAUAGUAGAAGUUAUCAUAGAGAACAUAUUCAGAGUUUGCUAGUUUGUUUUAGAUAAUAUCAAAGUUUAGUAAUUAUUCUUAUUUAUUUUGAUAACAAUUGUUCUCGAAACUAUGGUGUUUGUGUUUAAUCUAUGUACAGUUGUUUGGAUUUAUAAAAAUGUUGACA
This is a messenger RNA of Papaver somniferum (opium poppy), 3256 nucleotides long. RefSeq lists its product as uncharacterized. NCBI's taxonomy places the organism in Eukaryota, Viridiplantae, Streptophyta, Magnoliopsida, Ranunculales, Papaveraceae. The coding region runs from base 382 to 1683 and encodes 433 amino acids. The transcript has 9 exons. The record is from RefSeq and is a predicted model, not a curated record.